AUGUCCGUUUCUCGGGCAUGGUCCACAUCACUCUUGCAUCACUCUAGUCGAGCUCAUGCAGUCGACCGAUACAAGGCUAUUCGCACAUUCUUCUCCCAUGAAUACUCUCCCAAUCCUUCUACAUCUACUUUGAGAUUCAGGAACGAACGUUUCCAUGCGAACGUGCUGCAGUCCGUGAACUCACGGCUGUGUAUACGCUAUCUGUCCAUUAGCACUUGUCGAAGGUCGGAGCAGCGCCAACCUGGACAUCCGCUCGCAGAAACGAAAGACGAGAGUCUCCAGCGAAGCGCCUCACCCGACGGACAAGAGCCCUCACGUACGGAGCCUGAUCAUCGGUACCUCGAGAACUACCCUCGUUUCUUCCGACGUUUAGCCCUUUCGUUACCUCAUCUAAAUCGUCCGUCACGCGACGAUUUCCUUAACGCCGCCAAUGGCUUUUGGCAGCGUGUUCGGGUGCGUUUCAAAUGGCUUACCAUCAGGUCCUUUCGCAAGUAUAAUGCAGAUGAUAUAUCUGCAUUUGUGACCUGGUUCUUUAUGAGCCAAGCCUUAUGGCUCUUCGUCGGAACCACGACAUUCUUCUCUGUGCUGUUUGCCGUUGCAAACAGCCUUCGAUUACAGGAAUAUGUUGCUCGCGCGAUCAGUGACUACCUAGCAUCUGAGACUGGGAUCACCAUCAUUUUUGAGUCUGCCAUUGUUCCUAAAUGGAAGGACUCCCGCAUCUCGUUCAAGAAUGUCUAUAUCAUCCGCGGACCUCUCGAUCCCGACGCAGCGAGGCGUCGCCUUUCUGCCUUAUCUAAAGCCGCGCACGAAGUAGCGGCAGGCUACGAUGUUCAUAAUCACCCAUCUUAUCAUGUCAUAGGUGAGGAAGAGGAAGAGGGACCAGUUAGAGAUCACUCGAAUGACGACCUCAACUAUUCUAUGUUUGAUCUGACCGUCGACUCCAUUGAUGUGACCUUGUCUUUUGCGCGGUGGUUUGAGGGAAGAGGAUUAGUGGUUGACGCUGUGGUCAAGGGAGUUCGAGGAAUACUAGAUCGUCGCACGGUAACUUGGGAUCCUGACAAUCCGCUGGAUCCAGCGGCAUUCCGCCAUGCUGCAUAUCCUGGAGACUUCGAGUUGGAGUCCCUCCAGCUAGAGGACCUACUCAUAACUGUGUAUCAGCCGGGUGAUUUCCGUCCCUACACAGCGUCGAUCUUCCGCGCAGAUAUCCAAACAUUCCGCAAGCAGUGGCUAUUUUACGAUUUCCUCUGCGCAGAGAAUGUUGUGGGUCAGUUCGAUAACUGUCUGUUCAGUCUGCAUCGCCCCCAGAGCAUAGGACGCACUACAGAUCAAGAUUUGAAGGACGGCCAGUGGGCGCGUAUGUCUCGCUUCCGGAUUGACGGAGUGAACAUAGACCAUUUGCAGAGCAUGACGACGCAAGAAGGCCCUUUCUCUUGGAUAACAUCAGGCAAGGUCGAUGCCGUUUUGGACAUAAAGUUCCCUCGCGACCCGCAGGAAGACCUGCGGCUCAAUGCACUCCUCGGCGAACUUGCGGACGCAAUAACUACCGCAGCAUCAUCUGCAGCCGAGCGCAUCCCCGGGCAGCGUGAGCUAGCGAAACCGCCUUUGAGCGCGCCAUCGGAUAAUGAAGUGAUAGUGGAGACCGAGCCGCAAGUAGUCAUUGACAUCGAUUUACGCUUUAGGGAUCUGAAGGCAGCGGUACCGCUGUUUACCCAUGAUUUGAGCUAUGUGAACAACGCGCUCAUCAGGCCGAUUGUAGCUUUCAUGAACGCGAAUCGGACACUGGUACCCAUCCGAUGCCAUGUUGUCCAGCCACUGACUGAUUUCGAAGGAUCUUGGACACUGUGGGAAACCGGUUUGAUGGAUAUCAUUUCAUUGAAGGUGUACGAGGCCAUGGCAUACCACGUCGCGCAAGUCAAUUUUAACCGGCGCAUCAAAUACGUUGGCGCAUGGAGUUUGCACAUGACGGCGAGUGCGAUUAUGUCUGCCCUGCGUACCCUACUAGAUCCAGUCGCAACUCACCUGCGGGACCUCUACGAGCAAGAAUUUCUUUAUCACUAUGAGACGAUGUUACGCACCGGUAGCCCCAUUCCGGUUUGA
Molecule: messenger RNA, 2097 nt
Organism: Fibroporia radiculosa
Lineage: Eukaryota; Fungi; Basidiomycota; Agaricomycetes; Polyporales; Fibroporiaceae
Exons: 8
Coding region: 1-2097 (698 amino acids)
Biological process (GO): mitochondrion inheritance
Cellular component (GO): mitochondrial inner membrane
Source: RefSeq, a predicted model, not a curated record